Osmia bicornis bicornis is the source of this 2320-nucleotide messenger RNA. RefSeq lists its product as uncharacterized. Gene Ontology annotation, cellular component: membrane. Lineage: Eukaryota; Metazoa; Arthropoda; Insecta; Hymenoptera; Megachilidae. Gene Ontology annotation, molecular function: phosphatidylinositol bisphosphate binding. The coding region runs from base 236 to 2053 and encodes 605 amino acids. The record is from RefSeq and is a predicted model, not a curated record. The transcript is spliced from 7 exons.
CAAUUAUCCUCUUACGCGAUCCGGUCAGCUAAAAAGUACGCCACUCUUCAAACGGAAACAUACGUUCUCCUAGCGUUCUAACGGAAGCCUGUAACCAAGUGGUCGUUCAUAACGUUAUACUACUGAUUAAUUUGUGAUAUCAAUUAAAAAUCAACGGGAUUCCGUGAUUCCCUCAGUCUUCGUCAAGACUCCAAGUCGUUCACUAGGAGAAUCGCAGGUACUCUUUUUUCAAAACAUGGUGUCCAAAAAGAUGGUACCAGCACCCUACCCCUAUUCGAUUGAGGAGGAGUUGAAGAAGAAUCCGCAAAUAAAAGUGUCGGAUAUAGAAAUGCUAAGAGAAUGGUGUGAGAAGCAACAACACUUACCUAAGAUGUCGGAUUUGCUGCUGCUAAUGUUUUUGCACAGUAAUUACUUCAGCAUGGAAGCAGCAAAAAACACGGUGGAAAACUUCUUUACUAUCAGGUCCCAUGUUCCAGAGUUCUUCUCAAACAGGGAUCCUCUGGGAUCGAAGGAAGUUCGUCAGGCACUCAAUACUGUAGCGGUUAGCGAAUUACCGGGUGUCUCGAAAGAAGGUUACAAAGUACUCUUCUCUAAAUUGGUGGAUCCUGAUCCAUCGCAUUAUUCUUUCGACGAUGUGACGAAAUAUUUUUUCAUGGCAUCCGAUUUAAUGGGAUUAAGAAAUGGCUCCUGUGAAGGGUACCUCUUUAUCGGAGAUUCGGCCAAUGUGUCUCUGGGUCACGUGGGACGUAUCAGUCCUAUGGGAAUGAAGAAAUUGGUCAUGUAUGUUCAGGAGGCAAUACCUGUUCGCUUGAAAGGGAUACAUUUUUUUAAUACACCACAAGUGAUGGAUGUAAUACUGAACAUGGCGAAGCCUUUUAUGAAGAAGGAACUGUGGAAUAUGAUUCAUUUGCAUUCAUCGUUGAAGACGUUGGAAGAAUUUGUUUCUGUUGAUAUUCUGCCGAACGAAGUGGGUGGUAAAGGAGGACCGAUAUCGUCAUUGCAUGAUAAACAGAUAAAGGAAAUCGACAGUAAACGAGAAUGGUUCAUCGAAGAGGAGAAAUUGGCUCGGGUUGAUGAGUCAUUGCGUAUCGGCAAGAGUAACAUUGCGAAUGACCUAUUUGGUGUUGAAGGCACUUUCAAGAAAACCAUGGCCGUCGCUAAACCAGUGAAGUUUGAAGAUUUGCUAAAAGAGAAUCCAGAAUUGAAAGAGGAGGAUGUACAAAUGUUGAGAGAUUGGUGCAAGAAACAACCAUAUUUACCGCCAAUAACCGACACUGAGUUGGCGACAUUUUUGCAUAGUAAUUAUUAUCGUAUGGAACCGACGAAAGCUACUAUUGAUACGUAUUAUACAGUGAGGACACACGUUCCCGAAUUUUUUUCUAAUAGAGAUCCUUUGGGAAAUAAAGAUUUGAGAAAGUCCUUUCAGACAAUUACCAUGCAAAUAUUGGAUAAGAAAACGCCAGAAGGUUACUCGAUUCUUUAUGGAGCACUACGCGAUCCAGAACCAUCAAAUUAUGUCUACAACGAUGGAACUAAAUUUCUCACCAUGGUCGUAGAUUUGUGGCUUUACAUAGAGGGUACAACACCGGGUCAUAUAAUUUUAUUCGACAUGAAAAAUGUUGUAUUUGGUCAUGCUGCACGGUUAAGUCCCAUGGGAUUGAAGAAGUAUCUUUAUUACUUGCAAGAAGGAUUGCCAGUUCGUCUAAAAGGGCUCCAUUUCAUGAACAUCACAUCUGUGAUGGAUGUGAUACUCAACAUGAUGAAGCCGUUCAUGAAGAAAGAAUUACUGGACAUGCUUCACACGCAUACAAAUUUGGAGACGUUGUCGAAAUUCCUUCCUUUAGACGCACUUCCAAACGAAACCGGUGGAAAAGCGGGCGCAAUAGCGCAGCUUCACGAAAAGACGGUCGAAGCACUUGAAGCAAAUCGUGAUUGGUUUUUGCAAGACGAACGAACGAGACGUGUUAACGAAUCGUUGAGAGCUGGCAAAGGGAAAACAGCUUCUGAUCUUUUUGGUGUUGAAGGAACAUUUAAAAAACUCGAAAUCGAUUAAAUAAAAAUAAUUGUUACAAUAAUUUAUAAAUGUUUUUCAACACUUUUAUAAAAGAAAAGUUGCACAUGCAGUGAAAGGCAUAUCGAUAAAUGAAAAUCUUGUCAACCGCUUAUAAAGCUUAUAAUAUUAUAAAUUUAGAAUUUGUAACAUUAUUUGUAAUAAAUCACAUGCUUCAUUUUUUCAAAGGGAAAAUAAUUUUUUUUAUUUAAUGAAACUGUUCAAAUGAUCUCAUCGUCAAUGAAAAAUAAAUUUAAGAAAUAUGGUGAA